Messenger RNA from Gigantopelta aegis, 3481 nucleotides. Its product is annotated as testis-expressed protein 2-like. Gene Ontology annotation, molecular function: lipid binding. Gene Ontology annotation, cellular component: endoplasmic reticulum. The record is from RefSeq and is a predicted model, not a curated record. Bases 123 to 2993 code for a protein of 956 amino acids. The transcript has 8 exons. NCBI's taxonomy places the organism in Eukaryota, Metazoa, Mollusca, Gastropoda, Neomphalida, Peltospiridae.
UAAACAUGGAGGAGUGAACGAAAUAACAAAAACAACAAAUGUUUGAGGUGUAAAAAGGGAUUAUGCAAAACAGCCACUGUCACUGAAUGUUUAGCUAAAUAGCUUAUUCAUCGAUUAGAGUGAUGAGCACCAGGAAGGACACUCGCCCCCCACGGCCGCCUCCCCCACGGCAAGGGUCAGCAAGCAAGCUAAGCACUGGAGGUUUGGGCAUCAGUUUCAAGUCUUUAGAGGAAGAGGAUGAAGACGAUCUCACCAUUUUCACGGGCAAGUUUGACAGAGUGGUGGAGGAAAACAAGAUACAGAAGGCUUGCGAGCGGGGGACGGUGCGUGUCACGACAAAACCGGGUCCUGCAGAACAACCAACUCUCUCUAAACACCACUCGUCAGCACCGGCACUUGAUGAACUUGACAAGUCAUCACCCACGAAAAAGAACAAGUCAUCGGUGUUUGAAUACCGGGAUAUAUUAUCUGGUAUAAAAGAUAAAAUAACGGACACUAAGGAGAAGAUCACUGACACAAUUCAGAAGAAGCUGGAAAUAUCCAGUGAUUCUAGUUCAAACACAAGUCCUGAAAAAGAAACUGUUGAGGUUGUUAAAGAAGACAAAAGCCCAAAUGAAUAUGUAAAAGUAGAACCUGUAGAUCCAUUUGCAAAAGAAGAAAUUAUUGAAGAAAGAACGUCUCUUUUCCGAGGAGAGAUUGGAGUAAAACGUGAGAUUAUGCCCGAGAACGACCCACUAUUAAAUCCUCCUACAGACGACGGCGCAUUCGAUGACGAGAUGGAUGGCCUCCGUGAUGACCUCAUGGAUGACAUUGAGGUUAUUGAUGAAUAUUACAGCAACGAACCCAUGGAGGACUUCACAGGCUCACCCAAUAUCUCAAUGUCGGUCAAACAGAGGUCAAAACUGAAGAGGCUUGGAAAGAAGAAGUUACAGACUUCCGCGACUGUCUCCAUGUCUAAAUUGGUGGACUCAUCGCGGGUUGAUGAGGAGAACUGCACACCCAGUAAUGCACCAUAUAGCACAGACUCCCCAAGGGUGGCACCCUCGUGUCCAGUGAUACAGCAAGACUCUGCCAAUACCCAGUCAAAGACAGCCAGACAUAUACCAGUUCAAGAAAUGACUGCUAUUGCGAUGUGUGUGUUUGCUUACUACAUAAUUCCCCUGCCAGAUUAUCUGUCGGGAUUUGUCAUGGGUUGUCUGUUUGUGUCAAUCGGAAUAUUACUACAUGCUUGGUUGUAUCAACCACCAAAGCCCAGAGAGCCUUUCAAACUGCCCCUUCUAGAAGAGCUACCACCGAUGGAACUUCCUGUUAUGAAAGAGCCUGUCUCAGAGAAUGGUAUUUUUAAGGGCUGGAUGAAUGAACUGGUGGACUACAACCCUGAUGAUUACCACAUUAGUCAGACUCACUCGGUUUACGUGCGUCUUGAGGGCACUCAUCUACGCCUGCAGCGGCCUAAAGUGAAUGUGCCGAAACGUGCCAUGUGGGACGAGGUCAUCCCCCAUACCUCGUUCAUCCACCAGAGACAUUUUGAACUGCCGGGAAGUCGGGUGUUUCUGCUUCCUCCGGGCCUGGUGAAGAAACGCAUCUGGAGCAAAAAGUAUCCGAUAGUGAUAGCUCUAAGGGACCUGGGUACGAAGUCGAGCAUUAAAGAUGGCAGUGCUUCGGUGACGCCCACCACCGACCCAGACAGUGGUUUUGAGCUGGUGGACCAGGAGAGGUGUGACAACAGUAUUAUCUAUCUGUUUGCUCGCACCGGCCGUGAGAAGGAGGAGUGGUUCAAGUGUUUCCAGGCCGCCGCUUGUAACCAGCCGCUAGGAAACCACCUCGUCGACCUGCGAAAUGCCCUCAACAGUCAGUUCCUGUCGCGGUCAGCCCGUCAUCGGCGUCAAGGCAGCACAGAGUCCCAGUCGUCAACAUCGUCAACGGAAUUCGCCAGCGAGACGCCACCGUUGCCGCUCGGGUUUGACCUGCCGGCGUUCUCCUCAUACAUGGCUCGACUGAUGCCUGCUCAGAGUGCAUUACGACUCGCCAGUCCGACCGCCGCAAAGAAGGAUGGCGGGAAAGAGGUCAAGGAUGGGUCAACGGCCAUGUUGUCAAGCGGCUCGUUGAUUUGCGAGCGACAGCUCUUCUGGAUCAACGCUCUGAUUGGUCGGUGUUUCUGGGACUUCUUACGUGAUCAGUGGUGGGCCGAGGUUGUCAAGGAGAAGCUGCAGAGGAAACUCAGUAAAAUACAUGUGCCAUAUUUUAUAGAAGAGCUUCAAGUGACUCAUAUUGACAUUGGAUCUGAAAUACCAGCCAUCCGGCGGGCUGGAUGCCCAUUCCUCGAUGAAAAAGGCUUCUGGGUUGACCUUGACAUUGCAUAUAGUGGCGGGUUUAAAAUGACAAUUGAAACAAAAAUUAAUCUAAUGAAAUUGACACGGAGAGCAUCCCAUGUUGUGAGUUCUGACACGAGCCCCGGUGAAAGGUCUGCUGUGACGGACUCUAACGAGGAGGACAGUGCUGAAUCAUCAACUGACGAGGAGGACGAGCAGGUGACAACAGACGACAGCGGCCCGCCAGGCAGCACAGCCAGUAAGAAGUUCCUGCACUACCUGGACCGGCUGACCCAGUCGAAGUACUUCCACCGCGCCACUGAGUACAAGUACGUGAAGAAGGCCAUGCAGGAGGUGUCCAACACACGGCUCAUCCUCACCGUUGAGAUGAAGAACCUCAUCGGCACCCUCGCCGUCAACAUCCCGCCGCCACCCACAGACAGGCUCUGGUAUGGUUUCCGUGGAAACCCACGUCUGUGGCUGGUUGCCAAACCUAAAGUGGGUGAACGGGAGGUGACCAUCACUCACAUCACGGAGUGGAUAGAGAAGAAACUCUCCCUCGAGUUUCAGCGUGUUUUUGUGAUGCCAAAUAUGGAUGACCUGGUGAUUCCCAUUCUGCUGCCGGGCCAUCCAAAGGAAGCCGUCCCAGUUGUCACAAAAUCAGCAUCUACUGAAUUAUAGACGUCUCCUUCAACUAUAGACAUCUCCCUCAACUAUAGACAUCUUCCUCAACUAUAUACGUCUCCCUCAACUAUACACAUCUCCCUCAACUAUAGACAUCUCCUUGAUAAUACACAUCUCCCUCAACUAUAGACGUCUCACUCAACUAUACACGUCUUCCUCAACCAUAGACGUCUCCAUCAACCAUAGACGUCUCCCUCAGCUGUAGACAUCUCCCUCAACUAUACACAACUCCCUCAACUAUACACAACUCCCUCAACCAUAGAUAUCUUCCUCAACUAUACACGUCUCCCUCAGCUAUAGACAUCUCCCUCAACUAUACACAUCUCCCUCAACUAUAGACAUUUUCCUCAACUAUAGACAUCUCCCUCAUCUAUACACCAGACCUGUCAACCUUUAGUCAAGAGAAAGCAGGAGGUGUGUGUUGAAAAAGCAGGAGAUUUGGUCAAAAAGCAGGAGAUUUUUUAAAUUCACACAAUUUAACCCAA